This is a messenger RNA of Penaeus monodon (black tiger shrimp), 1168 nucleotides long. RefSeq lists its product as uncharacterized. The record is from RefSeq and is a predicted model, not a curated record. NCBI's taxonomy places the organism in Eukaryota, Metazoa, Arthropoda, Malacostraca, Decapoda, Penaeidae.
CACACGGAGCGCGUGGCGGACUCGUCGGUGGACACCCUCGUGACGACCACCGUGGCCCUGGUGCUGGCGCUGCUGGUGCUCGCCUACCUGUACCUGUGCUGCCACGUGUGGGGCCUCCACCUGCGCCUGCUCGCGCUCGUCAAGUGCGUCGGCAGGAGAAGGGACCAUGCAAGCCCGCGGUCGCAUCACCACGCCCACCGCUUCCCCGGCGGGCGGCCCUCCAUCUCCCUGCCCGUGCCGAGCGCCCACCACCGCCUCUCCGUCGAGACGCCGCCGCCCCGCUACUCGCUCGUCAACGGCUCCCUCCCCUCCUACAGCUGCGCCAUGCUGCGCACGAUGGCGGUGGUGGGCAGCCCCCUGCAGUUCCGCAUCCUGGUGCGCGUGGGCGCCAGCGACCUCUGCGGCCUCACGGUCCCGUCGCCGAGAGGGUCGCGGCCCAAGGACGCCCACGCGUUCUCGACGAAGCUGCCUUUCGUCCCGCAAUUCGACGCGGCGUCGCUCGGGCCGUCGACGUCUUCGCCCGAGGCCGCCGUGUCCUUCGCCGAGUCGGACGACCACUGCUGCAUCGACCUCAACAACAACAUCCCGCUCGCCAGCCUCCACCCCGACGCCCUCUCCUCCUCCGGCGAGAGCGACGCGUCCUCCGGAGGCGACCCUGAGGGGAGCGUGGCGGACCGCUCAGGGACGUCUGGAGGCGCCCUGGGCGACGGACGUGGCCAGCAGGAGGUCAUCAAACCCGAAGUGCCCGACAAGUUCGUGAAGGUGCUGGUGCAGCGAGAGGGUCAGGAGGCCCAGCACUGCGUGUACGCCAGACGGACCUCUCCAUCGUGCUACGAGGCCAGGUGGACCAUGAAGCCAGAGGACCUCACCGCCAACUACACUUUCCAGGUGUACUUGGAGGAGAAGCAGGAGGCCGACGUGUACCUGGAAAUGCUCAACGCCGACGGUCUCAUCGUGGCCGUGGACCAGCUGUCACCCGUCCCCUCGACACGCCCGCCGGCCUAUCUCACGCCCGCGCCGGCAUACACGUCCCCCGUGAUGGCAUGAUAUACCUAUUGUGGUGCUGUUUACGUGUGGGUGCGUAGUAUUAUGUAACAGGUUAUAGUAUAUAUUCUAUUUAUUUGUUUUAUUAAGCUGUUGACUCUUAAAUAUAGAUGGCAGAUACUCA